Messenger RNA from Vicia villosa (hairy vetch), 1085 nucleotides. Its product is annotated as protein THYLAKOID ASSEMBLY 8-like, chloroplastic. NCBI's taxonomy places the organism in Eukaryota, Viridiplantae, Streptophyta, Magnoliopsida, Fabales, Fabaceae. The transcript is spliced from 2 exons. The record is from RefSeq and is a predicted model, not a curated record. The coding region runs from base 95 to 883 and encodes 262 amino acids. Gene Ontology annotation, molecular function: protein binding.
AGCAUACUUAUGUGAUUGCUUAUACAGAGGUGAGAGGUCGCAAACAUUACAUGCACUCGCGUCUCCGCCUUAACCUUAUUAUUUCAGAACUAAGAUGUCAAUUCGGUGUUUCACUAGAAAAUGGAAAACCUGUCGUCUAGCUUCACUUUUCCUCGGAGAGUUAACGUCAAACUUCACGAAAAGUUUAAACCCUGUCAUAGACGUUUCAACUACACUGUCAUUGAGACAAAUUGUUACAGUGUUUGAAUACAAAAACGUGUGCGGCAGUUUCAGGGAAUAUCACGACGGAAGACCAAGGGGUCCUCUUUGGAGGGGAAAGAAGCUCAUUGGUAAAGAAGCUCUCUUUGUCAUUUCCGGGUUGAAGAGGUUUAAAGAUGAUGAGGAGAAGCUUCCCAAGUUUAUCAAAACUCAUGUUUUGCGGCUCUUGAAGAUGGACUUGAUUGCUGUUCUUACUGAACUUGAGCGCCAAGAGGAAGUUUCUCUCGCUCUCACGGUGUUUAAGGUGAUGCAAAGGCAGGAUUGGUACAAGCCGGAUAUAUUCCUGUACAAGGACUUAAUUAUUGCGUUGGCAAGGGCUAAAAGAAUGGAUGACGUGUUGCAAUUGUGGGAAAGCAUGAAGAAGGAGGACCUCUUCGCUGAUUCGCAAACUUAUACUGAAGUCAUAAGGGGCUUCUUGAGCAGUGGAUCUCCUGCAGAUGCGAUGAACAUAUAUGAGGACAUGAAGAGUUCUCCGGAUCCACCAGAGGAACUGCCGUUCAGAAUUUUGUUGAAAGGGCUCCUGCCUCAUCCUCUUUUGAGAAACAAAGUGAAACAAGAUUUCGAGGAGAUCUUUCCUGAUUCAAGUAUCUAUGAUCCUCCACAAGAGAUAUUUGGUGCUCGCUGAGGUUUUAAUCUUUACUCUUUUCUCCUCUAGCUGUUGCUUGGUGACGAAUAGGAAGAAUUGACUGGAAUGAUUUUAACUAAAUGUAUGUAUCAGUUUAGACUGGAUUUUCAAAUUUCCGCCUCUCUUCAGAUAGCACAAAAGUCUCUUUUGGUGAACAGAAAUAGCCCAUUACCCAUUUUAAUGCCAACAGAUUUUAUUUCUA